CGGACACAUGCUUAGGCCCAACCAUGAUAUGUCCAUUUGUGAUGUACGAAGUACGAAGUAUAUCAUAGAUAUACGUCGUCAGUUUUCCCACAUGGAUAAGCAUAGACGAACACAGUGCUCAAGCUGAAGGCUCUCUGGAACCAUGGCUUCCUCUUCAACACAUUCUACUCUCACUCUAUCCACUUCACUUGUUCAACAGCAACUCAAUUCAUGCACCCACAGUCUUCCGUUCAAAGCUCUGUCAUUCUGCUCCAACAAGAUUUUUUCCAUCAACCCUCUCAAUCUUCAUUGCAGAGAGAGAAAGCCGCCCCUUUUUAACUGGGCUGAAAAUGGGCAUUCUUCCAAAUCAAUCAUUUUGGCUGCUGCUGCUUCUGUCUCCUCUGAAACAGAUGUUUCUGAUGAGGAUAUGGAAGAGCCUGCUGCUUCAAGCGCUCCCACAAAGCCAAAGACAGGCAAGGCCGCUUUGCUUCUCAAGAGGGACCGAAAAAGGUCCAAGAGAUUCUUGGAUAUUCAGAAGUUAAGGGAAAGUAGGAAAGAGUACGACUUGAAAACAGCCAUAUCAUUGCUCAAGCAAACAGCAAGCACAAAGUUUGUGGAAACAUCUGAAGCCCAUUUCCGAUUAAACAUUGAGCCGAAAUAUAAUGACCAGCAGUUGAGGGCGACCGUAAAUUUGCCCAAGGGAACCGGCCAGACGGUCAAAGUGGCUGUGCUUACCCAAGGCGAGAAGUUUGAUGAAGCAAAAAAUGCCGGAGCUGAUCUUGUUGGCGGCGACGAUUUGAUAGAACAAAUAAAAGGAGGUUUCAUGGAUUUUGAAAAAUUAAUCGCAACGCCAGAUAUGAUGGCUAAGGUUGCGAGUUUAGGAAGAAUCUUGGGUCCUCGGGGGCUCAUGCCAAAUCCAAAGGCGGGCACUGUAACGACAAAUUUACCUCAGGCCAUACAGGAAUUUAAGCAAGGGAAGGUUGAAUAUCGUGCAGACAAGACCGGGAUUGUCCACUUACCAUUUGGAAAAACUGGGUUUUCAGAUGAAGACCUUAUCCAAAACUUUCUUGCUGUUGUGAAAUCAGUGGAAGCGAACAAGCCAUCGGGUGCAAAAGGAAUGUACUGGAAAACUGCUCAUGUGUGUUCAUCCAUGGGGCCUUCCAUUCGGUUAAAUGUAAAGGAGAUGUUGGAGUUCAAGCUUCCAAGAGAUGCUUGAUUAUUAACGUACACUCUGACCUGUAAAGUGUAUCUUGUGAAACCGGAGAAGCUCCGUUUGGCACCUAUGCAAGCUUCUUGCAAGUCUGUAUUCCCUUUUGCUUCCCAGAAGUUUGAAUAUCAGUCCAAUAUACUACUAGCUUGUAUGCCUGCAAGGCAAGCUAGUAUUAUCCAUUUAAUUAAAUGAAUUAUAUGUCUAAUGUAAUUUGUUAAAACCAUGUUUAUAAAAAAAGGAUGACACCCUAUAUCUGAGGGGUUCCUUGAUCA
This is a messenger RNA of Cuscuta europaea, 1461 nucleotides long. NCBI's taxonomy places the organism in Eukaryota, Viridiplantae, Streptophyta, Magnoliopsida, Solanales, Convolvulaceae. The record is from the annotation of a GenBank genome assembly.